UUCUUACAACCAGUCAUGGUGAUCCACGCCACCCAUAUAUUGGAAAUAGCGGAUAGUUUGGAAACUUGUACUUUCUUUUUUUCCUGUUUACUCCAUUGUUGAACUUGGUUGGUGAGAAAAACCGUAUAAUAAUUGGUUUCAAUAGAAACACAUUUACUGUAUUGUUGUCAAAGCACCAGUCAUAUGCACCUCAAGGAUUCUGUUCUAGAACUUGGCCUUAUUCAAAAUAAACCAGGAGUCUGCUACAAAAUUCACACCUCAAGCCAACCAAGACUUUACCCAAAUCUUAGGAAACCAGAAUACAAAAAUAUUCAUGAAUCAUGCACUGAAUGGCUAAAAGAAAAGGAGUACAACAAUUGCUUAGGACUUAGAACACAGAAUGAUGAAGUUAUUAUGCUUUCUUGUAAAGGAGUAACGAGCAGAAGACGACGCGGAUGCUACAAAAUAAUUAAUCAGGAUAAGAAAGAAGAAAUUGUUUGCCAGAAAGUAAAUCGAAACGAAGGGUGUGAAGUACUUACUACUAGGUCUAAUUUAACUAUUGUCAUUCACUGUAUACCAAGGGGUUAUUCGCCUAGUAUUUUUGAUAUUAGAACACGAAAACCACCCAGGGAGUACAGAGAAACUUCCGAUUAAAUAUUAGAACGGAUGUAGGAAUUUAUAUACUAGUACAGGGUAAUAACGAUUUUCUCGGGACACUCAAAGAUCCAGGUAGCUGACUACUUUUUUAGUUAUUGUAGACCUAUAGGAAGAAAACCUACCUGUUUCCUGCCUAAAGUUCGCGUCCGUUUUUUAAUUAUUAACGAUUUAGUGCAAAAAUCGCGAUUUUUUCGAUUUUUUGCACUCCAUUCAAAAACUAAAUAGUUGACAUAAAUUUACAAAAUUCAGUUUUUUAGAACAUUGAAAAACCUUCAAAAUGCCGAUUUUUGAAAGUUAAAAAGUUAAUUUGUUGCUAAGCAAAUUGAAAAAUAAGUGAAAAUCGUUAUUUGUUAAUAUCUUUUACUAAAACUACCUUAGAACUUUAGUGUUUCACCCAAAGUUGGAUAUUGGGGUACUUAACAAACCCUCGAAAUUUGAGACUGAUUCAUUAAUUAGUUUAGUUAUUCUAUUUGUUUAUCCCAGAGACCUUUAUUUUGCAAUAAGAUAAGACAGAAGAUAAUCAAGAUAGAGCAAUUCUAAGUAUGCUAAAUGAAAGUACAAGAGUGAUAGUAUCAAAUUGUAUUAAAAAAAAGUUAAAAAAAUGAUUAACAUAGUCAAAAAUGCUAAUGCCAAAUUUUUAAAAUUUUGUAGUUUAUAAACAUUUAGAAUAACUUUAAAAAUGUUGUGAGUAGAAACAAUCUUUUUAUAUAUUCGAAAAGAUAGUAUUUUAACACGAAUUUUCAAAUAAAAAUAUUUAGCCUGGGCUCAUUUGGGACAAAGUUAGCCAUAUGUUUUUUUUAAUUCACAGCUAAUUUGUUUAUAAUAAUUAAGGAAUCUCAUUAAUUUCAUUUUAAAAACGGGGAUUUGUAUUUUUUCUUAAAAAAUUUGCACAAACAUUAUACCUUCACAGCACCCUCUACGAUUUUUCAAAAAUGUAGUGCAAACGAUUACUAGGGGGAACCUACAAAUCCAGCGAGUUAAAAUACCGAAAAAGCAAUUUCAAACGAAUAUAAUUUGCUGUAUCUCCGGACCAACUCGAUGGAUUUUGAUCUUUCUCUUUUAAUUGGUAUGUAAUUUUACGUACAUUACAAAUGUGCAAUUUGUUUAUAAAUUUAUUAAUUAAUAAACAGUCCAAUUUGUUUAAACAAUUCUUGAAAAAAUAUUUUUUUACAAAAAUCUAUUUUUUUAAUCAUAGUAUUAUUAAUGAUCACAGAAAAAGUUAAAGUACACUUUAAUAAAUAAAUGAUUUUUAUUAGAUAAUUAUUUAUUGCAGAUAAUUUAUUUAUUAAAGUAUACCUUAACUUUUUCUAUGAUUAAUAGGGAUAGUAUGAUUAAAACCAUGGAUUUUUGGGAAAAAAAUAUUUUUUCAAACAUUUUUUAAACAAAUUAGACUGUUUAUUAAUUAAUAAAUGUCUAGACAAAUUACAUAUUUGUAAUGUAGAGAAAAAUUACAUACAAACUAAAAAAAGAACGAUCAAAGUAUAUUCAGUACCUAGAUCCCGAGAUAUAGAAAAUGAUAGUAGUUUUAAGUUGCUUUUUUUAGCUUUUGAACUCGUGCAUUUGUCGGCUCCCAGAUCCCCCUUCACUUACCACGACUAGUCACCAGUUAAACUACAUUUUUAAAAAUUCGUGUAAAAUACCAGCUUUUGUAAUAUGUAAAAUGACUUUUUUACAGACAAUAUUUUUAAAGUUAUUCUAAAUGUUUUUAAACUACAAAAUUUCACAAAUUUGGCAUUAGGAUUUUUUACUAUAUUAUAUAAUCUUUUUAUCGUUUUUUAGUACAUGUUAAUAGUAUCAGUUUUUUACUUUCAUUUGGCAUACUCAGAAUUUAGUAUACCUUAACAUUAGAAUCUCUGUGCCAGGCACGAGGGUAUGAAGCCAGGUCAAUUUAUAUUAUUUUGAGUUUCUUUACGUGCUGGUUUGUCGCUUUUAGGCUUGUUCCAACUAGCGGUCAAACCAGUCAGAAACUAUCAGCGAAUAGUCGACCAAUACGAGUAGAGGGGAUAGCACUUAUGACUGCAUUAUGUUCUCGCACUGGCCAACUGUUUGCUGACGAUUUCUGAUUAGUUUGACUGUUGGUUGGAACAGACCUUUUUAUUAUGUAUAUUUUCUGUUAAAAAGUUUUUGUAUUUAUAAUUAAACUUUUAGUGCAUCAUGAUCGUGGGUAUUUUGAUAAUAUUUUGAUUAUUUCUUAAGUUUAAUUUAAUUGACAAUAAAGAUUAGUAUUUUAAAAAUUUUUUUGGUGGUUUUUCGCUAGAAAAAAAACUACAAAUGUUAUAAGGUGUUGUGGAGCUUUCGAGUUAGCUUUAAGAGGUCACGACGAAAAAGAAAAUUCAGAAAAUAGAGGCAUAUUUAAGGAGCUGGUCAAUUUUAGCGCCGAAUUAGACAACGAUUUAAAGGUUCAUAUUAUUCAAAGUACCAGAUCUUUCAAAGGUCUACCUUCUCCGGACCUUUAGUUGCUUCUAAUUUAUUUAUGUCGGAGAAGUUUUCUGCUUAUAAGCAUCAGUUCUCCGAAUCAUUUCUUAAUGAAACAUGGAGACAAUUUUAAUUUUUAAGCAAAACUCGGUUUAAAACUGAAUUAGAAGUAGGUACUGUAUUAGCGAGACGAAUUAAGUACUACCUCUGGGGCUGUUCGCUAUCGGUUUUAUUGUAGAGGGAAGGUUUAAAAAGCACAUUUGAAGAAACUAUUAAACUUUUAAGUAUUUUAGUUACCAUUCCUAUAUCAACAUCUGAAGCAGAACGCUGUUUUUCGAUGUUUACAUCGAAAAAUAGUGCUUUAGGUAUGCUAUCUGCAGAAAAGAAUUUUGUAAAUUGUAUUGAUAAUUUUAAUUAUAAAGUCAUUGAAAACUUUGCAACCAAAAGAUAGAAGAAUGAACUUCAUAAUAUAUCGUAAACUUUAAAAGUGACAUUACAAAAAUUUGUGCAUGUGUGUGAAUAAUGAAAUAGUAUUAUUUUUAUAAAUUGAUAAAUAGAGACUAAAUCGUAAUAACAAUUUUCAAGCACUAUCAGCAGUAAAUGCUGGUGGUAGGUUAAGAGGAUUUUAUUAUUAAUUAAUUUACGGAACUGUUUUGAUCAAUGUUGGACAAUUGCUUGGCACCUCAGAUCAAUAAACUAAGAUAUGUACAUAAGAUAAAAGUAUCCGCGCAUUUUUUUUUUAGUUUUUGUUGUCAGUAUACCUUUCUUUGACAAUAUUGUGAAUCCGUCACUAAAAAUUUUGGCGGCUGCCCGAGUUGUGGCACUACCUUCUUAAAGUGGUACGAGCCGCCACUGCCCCAAUACCCAACAUUGGGUAAAACACUAAAGUUCUGAGGUAGUUUUAGUAAAAGUUAUUAACAAAUAACGAUUUUCACUUAUUUUGCAGUUUGCGUAGCAACAAAUUAACUUAACUUUCAAAAAUCGGCAUUUUGAAGGUUUUUUAAUGUUCUAAAAAAUUUAAUUUUGUAAUUUUCUGUCAACUAUUUAGCUUUUGAAAGGGGUGCAAAAAUCGAAAAAAUCGCGAUUUUUUGCACUAAAUUGUUAAUAAUUAAAAAACGGACGCGAACUCUAGGCAGGAAACAGGUAGGUUAUCAUCCUAUAGGUAUACAAUAACUGAAAAAGUAGUCAGCUACCUGGAUCUUUGAGUGUCCCGAACAUGGUCUAUUUCUAGCUUAUUACCCUGGUCUAUACGUUUUUUAAAUUUUAACUAUAAAGCAUUGUAUAGGUAUGACAUUAUAUAGAAAGAUACAUUAUAAAGUUUUUAAUUUU
Diabrotica virgifera virgifera (western corn rootworm) is the source of this 4380-nucleotide messenger RNA. RefSeq lists its product as uncharacterized. The coding region runs from base 184 to 633 and encodes 149 amino acids. Lineage: Eukaryota; Metazoa; Arthropoda; Insecta; Coleoptera; Chrysomelidae. The transcript has 2 exons. The record is from RefSeq and is a predicted model, not a curated record.